AUGGACAUUUUUGCCUGGUGCCAUGCCUUCGCUUUCUCACCAGCUAUCAACGAUGCUUUAGCACUGGCACAAAUGCCUCUUCAUCAUCAACAAUCUACCACCCAUUGUGAGUUAAUUGGGAAAAGCACACAGAACGGAGAAAGCAACCGUAAAAAAACAUUUAAACGAAUGUACAAUGAAAUCCUGCAGAAAGCAGAAUUCCGGGCUAGGAAAUUUUUUGCAGCAGUCAUUUAA
This is a messenger RNA of Clunio marinus, 234 nucleotides long. The record is from the annotation of a GenBank genome assembly. Lineage: Eukaryota; Metazoa; Arthropoda; Insecta; Diptera; Chironomidae.